CUUUUUGAUUUUGUAUUGUUUUGAAAUUGAUCGUUAUGGUAAGUAGGUUUGCUACUCUUGAGUCAGGUUUUUGGUAAUGUAUUUAAUGUUUCUUUGCAGGUAGCGUGAGUCAGCACUUGAGAGUUUUAUAGGUUGUUGGAGUUAGAUAAUGUUUCUUGAUAGUUUUUUUUCAUCUGCCCAAGCGAUGGGUUGUUUUGGUUGCUUUGGUUGCUCUGAGAGAUCAAGACAUUUACCAAAUCCGUGCGAUGAUGAUGAUGAUGAUGAUGAUAGAGGAAGUGGUGAUGAAACCAGCAAUGCGGGAGGAGGAGGAGAUGAAGAAGAAGAAGAGGAAGUGGAGGAGCUGAGCCGUUCCAAAAGAUCUGAAGAGAUUUUGAUAUGUAAACUACAAAAUGGUUUAAUCUGCAGGCAGUUUCCAGUUAAGGAAACCUACAAACUUGUACGCGGAGAGGAUGAAGAUGGAAAGAAGACAAUAAAUGAGUUUGUUCGUGAGCGUAAAAUUGGAGCUGGUAGUUAUGGGAAAGUGGUUUUAUACCGAAGCACUGUCGAUGACAAGUAUUAUGCUAUUAAGGCUUUUCACAAGUCACAUUUACUAAGGCUACGGGUUGCACCUUCAGAAACUGCUAUGGGGGAUGUUCUUCGUGAGGUUAUGAUUAUGAAAAUCCUGGAGCAUCCUAAUAUUGUUAAUCUCAUUGAGGUGAUUGACGACCCUGAGUUUGAUGAGUUUUACAUGGUUCUCGAAUAUGUUGAUGGAAAAUGGGCUUAUGAUGAUUCUGGUGCUCUCGGAGAAAAUACUGCUAGAAAGUAUUUGCGGGAUGUAGUUGCUGGCCUCAUGUAUCUUCAUGCUCAUAAUGUAAUUCAUGGGGACAUCAAACCAGACAAUUUGUUUGUUACUAAAAGUAUUUGCGGGAUGUAG
Messenger RNA from Camelina sativa (false flax), 913 nucleotides. The record is from RefSeq and is a predicted model, not a curated record. Lineage: Eukaryota; Viridiplantae; Streptophyta; Magnoliopsida; Brassicales; Brassicaceae.